AUGCUUGAGCACAGAGCUGGGAUUCGAAAAGGUCGUGAUAUUGGCACACUCAGAUGCGGGUAUGGCAACUUUGAUGUUGCAACGCGACUCAAGUCGAUCUUGAUUCGUCGUGACCUUUACGUGCACCUCAAGUCGAUCUUUAAGGAGUUCAAUGGCUUGAUCACAGAAUUCAUGGAAGAGACUUACUAUGGUCAGAUGAACGUAUCGCCGGACGGAUCUUUUAUCAAGACGGGCCCAGACCAAGACUUGGACGAAGGUGGAUCAGAAGCUGGAUCAGAAAAAGAAGGUGUGGAAACUUGCAACGUGAGCACUUUCGUGACAUUUGGUCCUUUGAAGAACUUAUUGACACGAUUAGCACGCAACACGUUUGAGGUUGCAAUGUGCAAGCUGGCAAAGGAAUCUGUUCCUGGGAAAGCUCUCACUCUUACCUGCCUCAAGGAUGAUGUGCUUGGGAAGGCAAUCCAAGACUGCCGUGCAAAAUAUGAGACUGAUUUCCCUAAGGUAGCCGUGGCUGAAGUUGAGCCCGCUCGAGAACUUCACUCCGGACUGGAGGUGAUCAACAAGUUGAGCCUUGGUUCGGAGGAGGAGUACAAAGAGGAACUGGCUCAGUUCAACCUCAAGGCGAUGAAGCACGAGGACGAUGCUGUCAGGGACUUUGUCUUCUCACGAGUUGAGAUCGUGGUCAACCCUCUUGACGACACACUGAUUCCAAAGUUGCGGAGGGUGAAGAUGAUGGAAGAGAGGAAGAGGAAGCUGUACUUCUACUCUGUCGCCGGAGAUGGUGCGAUCAAUUGGGAGGUGACCCGAAAGGCUUUGGCUUCGAAGGUGUACAACCUGGCCACGGCUCUUGUGGAUCCUGACCCUCAAGACCUUCUAUCAAGAUUCCGUCGAGGUCGCCGACCUUUUGCGGGCAACGUGGAAGAGAAGAUCAUGCUUCGGAGCCAGAAGGGUCUGACCGAAGCGAAGACGACGAUGAA
Molecule: messenger RNA, 977 nt
Organism: Durusdinium trenchii
Lineage: Eukaryota; Dinophyceae; Suessiales; Symbiodiniaceae
Source: the annotation of a GenBank genome assembly